This is a messenger RNA of Uncinocarpus reesii 1704, 1992 nucleotides long. Its product is annotated as GTP-binding protein LepA. Gene Ontology annotation, molecular function: GTPase activity; GTP binding; mitochondrial ribosome binding. Gene Ontology annotation, cellular component: mitochondrion. Lineage: Eukaryota; Fungi; Ascomycota; Eurotiomycetes; Onygenales; Onygenaceae. Bases 1 to 1992 code for a protein of 663 amino acids. Gene Ontology annotation, biological process: positive regulation of translation. The record is from RefSeq and is a predicted model, not a curated record. The transcript has 2 exons.
AUGCGAGGAUGUCUGCAAUCGGUCAGAUUGCUGACCACGGCGCUGGGGCAGUCUCCUCGCCGGCCCUUGCCUUUCGCCUUUCGACUGCCCCCGAACGCCUCGCGUCUUUUCAGCACCUGUGCCAGCAGAGCCGCUGCUACUGCCAAAAAACCGCCGUCGGAACUUGAAGAACGGAUUUUGGCUAUUCCUAUUGAGCGCUACCGCAACUUUUGUAUUGUGGCUCACGUCGAUCAUGGCAAGAGUACGCUUUCGGAUCGCCUGUUGGAGUUGACAGGAACCAUUGAGCCCGGCUCCAAUAAACAGGUGCUGGACAAGUUGGACGUGGAGCGUGAGCGCGGAAUUACGGUCAAGGCUCAAACUUGCACGAUGCUUUAUAACCACAAGGGCGACGAUUACCUGCUACACCUUGUUGAUACACCGGGCCACGUAGAUUUUCGAGCAGAGGUUUCGCGGAGCUACGCGAGCUGCGGGGGGGCUCUCCUACUCGUGGAUGCGAGCCAGGGCGUUCAAGCGCAGACUGUUGCUAAUUUCUACCUUGCAUUUGCGCAGGGGUUGGAGCUGGUGCCAGUCAUCAACAAGGUCGAUCUUCCUUCGGCUGAUCCGAAGCGAGCACUGGAGCAAAUGGAAACUACGUUUGAACUGGAUACGGACAAAGCCGUGCUGGUCUCCGCAAAGACUGGUUUGAAUGUCCAACAGCUUCUUCCGACAAUUGUCGAGCAGAUUCCCGCUCCAAUUGGUGAUCAUACGAAACCUCUUCGGGUUCUCCUGGUUGACUCCUGGUAUGAUACAUACAAAGGUGUUAUUCUCCUCAUACGUGUCUUCGACGGUUCGGUAAAGGCAGGAGAUCAGCUUGUAUCCUUCGCGACACAGAAGAAGUACAUCGUGGGCGAAGUAGGUAUCAUGUAUCCCAACCAAACUGCUCAGAGUGUCCUACGGGCCGGCCAAGUGGGUUACGUCUAUUUCAACCCUGGCAUGAAGAAAAGUCAGGAGGCAAAAAUCGGUGACACACUUACCAAAGUUGGCUCUGAAAAGCUAGUCAAACCGCUCCCGGGGUUCGAGGAGCCCAAGGCAAUGGUUUUUGUUGCUGCCUAUCCAGUACAUGCAGAUGAUUUUCCUCAUCUAGAAGACAGCAUCAACCAAUUGUUGUUGAACGACCGCAGUAUCACCGUCAAAAAGGAGUCCUCUGAGGCUUUGGGUGCAGGUUUUCGCUUGGGAUUCCUUGGAACGUUGCACUGCUCCGUUUUCCAGGAUCGACUCCAGCAAGAACACGGUGCCAAUAUCAUCAUCACACCUCCAAGUGUUCCUUGCAAAGUGCUCUGGAACAGCGGAGAAGAAACCGUUAUCACCAGCCCCGUUGACUUCCCCGACGGCGACUCCAAUCGGAUGAAAGUCAAGGAGUUCCAAGAACCAUACGUUCUUACCACACUAACUUUCCCUCACGAAUAUCUCGGCAAGGUUAUAGAACUUUGCGAAGGCAAUCGCGGUGAGCAAGUGAGCCUUGAGUUUUUCACUGCCUCCCAGGUCAUUCUGAAAUACCAACUCCCCCUUGCUCAGCUUGUGGACGACUUCUUUGGCAAAUUGAAAGGGUUAACCAAAGGAUAUGCAAGCUUGGACUACGAAGAAUCCGGUUGGCGAAAAAGCAACGUUGUCAAACUUAAACUUCUUGUCAACAAGAUGCCUGUCGAUGCCGUGUCACGAGUGGUACAUAUCAGUCAAGUUCCACGACUGGGAAAGCAGUGGGUUACCAAAUUCAAAGAGCAUGUCGAUAGACAAAUGUUCGAGAUUGUCAUUCAGGCCGCCAUAGGAAACAAAAUUGUGGCGAGAGAGACUAUCAAGCCUUACAGAAAAGAUGUCCUGGCAAAGCUACAUGCUAGCGAUGUCACUCGGCGAAAGAAACUGCUAGAGAGGCAGAAGGAAGGUAGGAAGAAGCUUCAGGCUGUUGGAAAUGUGGUUAUUGAACAUAAAGCAUUCCAGGCGUUUUUGUCGAAAUAG